Messenger RNA from Microsporum canis CBS 113480, 1719 nucleotides. RefSeq lists its product as hypothetical. The transcript has a single exon. The coding region runs from base 1 to 1719 and encodes 572 amino acids. The record is from RefSeq and is a predicted model, not a curated record. Gene Ontology annotation, biological process: microtubule-based movement. Lineage: Eukaryota; Fungi; Ascomycota; Eurotiomycetes; Onygenales; Arthrodermataceae.
AUGGCGGCAGCUCCGUCAUCUGCGAUCGAUUCGGAAAGGAGACAGUCUCUCUCAGGGGCCAAUAUACGAGGAAGCCUUCGUCAAACCCGUGGCUCCAUCGUCUCUAUCCCCGGGUCCCCUCAUACGCCGCAGCAACAGCGCCAAAUACUUUCCCCGUAUACAGGCACCUCGUCUCCCGGCUCGUCAUUCCGCCAGGAGGAAGAUGCGGUAAUAAUAGAAAUUGGAUCAAGGUGGCUUCGCGCCGGGUUUGAAGGGAAUAGUAUGCCCACCUGCGUAGUUGGGUUCGGAACAGAAGAAGGAAGAAGGGUAGGCGAUUAUCGAGGCUGGAUCAGAAGCAAUAGUAAUGCGGCAACGGCGAGGAAACGGCGUACUUAUGAUAUACAAACAUGGUCGAAAAACUAUGAGUUAUGGGUUCCGGAUCUCCGGGGCUUUGAUAUCCAACUGUUCGAAGAUAGAAUUGAACGUGCUAUUCGGGAGGUCUAUAACAAGUAUCUGCUUACGGAUGCAGGUUCCUCAAGGCUAGUGCUUGUUAUACCCUCGAUUGUCCCUCACCCCCUGCUGGCAUCGCUUCUGUCAACUAUAUUCCACCGUUGGAAAUACCCCAGUAUCACCCUCCUUCCAAUUACAGCGAUGGCGACUGUAUCUGCUGGCCUCCGGUCGUCUCUCGUUGUUGAUAUCGGAUGGGAAGAAACUGUUGUCACAGCUGUUUAUGAAUAUCGAGAAGUCCGGUCAAAACGAAGCACACGCGCCAUGAAGAUGAUGAUGCAGGAAAUGGCAAAAAUGCUCACCAAUAUCGUGUAUGAAGUAGAGGGAUCCAACCCUGGCGGAAAAGAGGAUACAGUAUGUAUCCCAUUCGAGCUCUGCGAGGAGAUUUUGGUACGACUUGCUUGGUGUGAGAAGAGUUCUCAACUCUCUGAGGACUCCGAGUUUAUGAGCGCCCACUCUGCCCCGUCUACAACUUCAGGCGGUAAUGGGGAUAUCUAUUCUCGUUCUCUAGAUUCGAAAGUGUCUGUUCCUCUGCCGGUUGGAUCUGACUCAAAGUACACGGAAAUUCCCUUUUUACAAUUCUCCCAGCCCACCGAAUCUACUUUAUUCGGUGGGCCGUAUGAAACCCGGGACUGGGAUGAUGAAGACAUGCCGUUAGAUAUCUUGAUAUAUUAUUUUCUGCUCUCCCUACCACCAGAUCUACGAGGCACCUGCAUGUCGAGGAUAGUUUUUACAGGCGGCGGCGCGAACAUUCCAGGAGUACGGCAACGGAUAUUGGAUGAUGUGAAUGCCCUAGUUGAAAAGAACCAGUGGUCUGUAUCAAGAGGCAAAUGGCUAAAUAGGCGGAAAAGUCGACUAUACCAACAAAGUGGCAGUGGGAAUUCUACUACACCAAACACAGAUAUGUCCAGUCCUACUUUUCGUGAGCCACCAGAGCUGGAACCGAACUUUAUUGAUGAAAAAAUGGACCUGAAGCGGAAAGACGAUAGACAUGUUCAUGGAGUACUUCGUCAGGUUGAAUCUAUGGGGCCAUGGACUGGGGCCAGUCUGCUGGCCAGCCUCAAGGUGAAGGGCCUAGUAGAGGUUGAGCGAGAAAAAUACCUUCAGCAUGGCCUGGCGGGUGCUAAUCGUGAUUACGAUCUUCAUCCUCCGGAAAGGAGAUCUGGUCAUGGACCAGGAGCUGCUCGGUCUGGAGGGGAUAGGUCUAGCUGGACGCUUGGUGAAUGGAGAUAG